GUGGUGUUGUCGAGCAUGUGGUUCAGUAGUGGAGAGCAAGUCACUAGUGCGGGGAGAGACAGACAGGCUUGCAGAACAUCGUUCAGACGACUUKAAGAGAGGAGCGAAAUGACGGGGCGCGCGAGAGGAAGGAGUAGGGGACGUGGAAGAACUGAAGCUCCACCACCAGGAGCUGGAGAUGCAGCUAGAAGACCAGGCGAAGCUGCUACAGCUGCCCCAGUUGGAAGAGGUAGAGCCAGAGGACCUCCAUCGGACUCGGUUGUUGCUCCACAAGCUGCUGUGGCCCCUCCAACUUCUGAAAUGGCAAAGAUGGCAGUGAGAGAGCCUCCACGUGGUGAACAACGUGAAGAACGACCGAGAGGGAUGUAUAGUGAACCAGUGACCCGUCCUGAGGGUCUAAACAAAGAGGGUUCUACAGGGACUAGAGUACAGAUCGUCACAAACGCGUAUAAAUUAGAAACGCGACCUAACUACAUGAUAUAUCAGUAUAAUGUAGGAUUCUCCCCGGAGGUAGACUUCAAGAAAGUCCGAAUAGGGUUGAUUAGUGAUCAACAACAGCUCCUUGGCAGUGUCCGAGCCUUUGACGGGAUGACAUUGUUUCUACCAAAAAAACUACCAGAUCCGAUAACAAAGAUCGUUGCAACCAGGAGGAGACGUGAUAAUCCAGAAGGGGAGCCAGUUGAGAUCACUAUAACCCUGACGAAUGAACUGCCAGCAUUGAACCCAACCAGUCUCCAUAUUUACAACAUCGUCCUCAGAAAGAUUCUCAAGAUCCUCAACAUGAAGCAAGUUAGAAGGGAUUUUUACUCUCCAGACCAAGCUGUCAAUAUUCCUCAACAUCACUUGGAGCUUUGGCCAGGAUACCAGACUUCAAUUCAGAGGUUUGAAACAGACAUUCUACUCAGUGCCGAUGUGUCGCAUAAAAUCCUGAGAAACCAAACAGUAUUAGAGGUCCUAUAUGAGAUGUACAACCAGGAUCAAAGGAACUUUCAUGCCAAUGCUAAAAAGAAGCUUAUUGGACAGAUUGUACUCACAAGGUACAACAACAAGACCUACCGAGUAGAUGACAUUAAUUGGGAUCUGAGACCUCAUCAUAAGUUCUCAACUUCACGUGGAGAGAUAAGCUAUAUUGAUUACUAUGCAAAGGCCUAUGAUAAGCAGAUAGCAGACAUGGAGCAACCAAUGUUGAUCAGCAAGCCCAAAAAAGUGUUUGGAAAGAAACCGAAGCCUGAUGAGACAAUUCAUCUUCUUCCUGAGCUUUGCUACAUAACUGGUCUGUCUGACGAAAUGAGAGCUGAUUUCACUGUGAUGAAGGAUCUUUCUGCACAUACCAGAAUUGCACCAAAAGACCGUAGCAAUCAGCUGAAUAAGUUUAUCAACAACAUAAACAGCAAUGCAGAAGCCAGCCAACAGCUUCAGGGCUGGGGCUUGCAGUUUGGGAGGAGUCUGCUCAACCUAGAGGGGCGUGUCUUACCAACAGAGAAGAUCUACCAAAGAAACAAAUCAAGCUCCUACGAUCCUAAGUCUGCUGACUGGAGCAGAGAGACAAGAGGAAAUGCUCUUCACUCAACUGUAAACCUAGAAAAUUGGUUGAUUGUUCACACCAGCAGAGACAGCAACAUUGCUAAUGAUUUCAAGUCAACGAUAGAAAGAGUCUGUGGACCAAUGGGCAUGAAGGUCUUGAAGCCAAAAAUGAUUGCUCUUGAGAAUGAUCGAACAGAUACUUAUCUCAGAGCUCUGAAGAAUGAACUAGAUGCAAAUAGACCACAGAUAGUGACCACCAUUGUACCAACAAAUAGGAAAGAUCGAUAUGAUGCAAUUAAGAAACUGUGCUGCCUUGAGAAACCAGUUCCAUCACAGGUGAUAGUGAGCAGGACCUUAUCAAAGAAACAAAUGUUGAUGAGUGUUUGUACCAAGAUUGGCAUUCAGCUUAAUUGUAAGCUUGGUGGAGAGGCCUGGGCAUUAGAAAUUCCACUCAAAGGACUGAUGGUGAUUGGUGUGGAUACUUACCAUGACUCUGCUGAAAAGGGAAGAUCUGUUGGAGGAUUUGUUGCCAGUCUCAACCAAACUUUGACAAGAUAUUAUUCGAGAUGUACUUUCCAGCACAGUGGACAAGAACUGAUYGAUGGUUUGAAAGUCUGCAUGACAGCUGCCCUGCGCAARUAUCAAGAGAUCAAUGGCAUGCUUCCUGACAAGAUCAUUAUGUACAGAGAUGGUGUGGGUGAUGGACAACUGCAACUUGUUAUUGAGCAUGAAGUCAGCCAGUUGAUUCAGUGCUUCAGGACCAUUCAAGCUGGGGCUGAGUACAAACCCAAGUUUGCAGUAGUGGUUGUUAAGAAGCGCAUCAACACUCGUUUGUUCCUGAAAGACCCACGGGACACCAACAUGACAAACUUGAACAACCCACCUCCUGGAACUGUUGUGGACACAGCAGUCACAAAACCAGAGUGGUUUGAUUUCUUCCUCGUUAGCCAGUGUGUUCGUCAGGGAACAGUAACACCAGUCCACUUUAAUGUCAUCUAUGACUCAACAGSUCUUAARCCUGAUCAUUUCCAGAGACUCUCCUACAAACUUACUCAUCUGUAUUACAAUUGGCCGGGAACUGUCCGAGUCCCUGCUCCAUGUCAGUAUGCCCACAAGCUGGCAUUCCUUGUUGGUCAGUCAUUGCACAGGGAACCAGACCAGUCUCUUUCAGACAAGUUAUUCUUCCUUUGAAGCUGUCUAUCAUGACAAGAGAUGCACAUCAUGUUGCAGAGAGAAGUGCAGUAUUGCACCAAUGGCUGUUUAUUAACACUAACCAUCAUUUGUUACAUUACGUUACAUUUAACCUGUCGUUAUGUUCAGUUCAUACUAGCAAACUAAGAUGAGAAGGGUUCAUCUUGUUUCAUUCUUCCAGAACAACGUUUCAUGAUUACAAGAAAGUUUCUAUAUUCCAUGACAUUUUUUCGUUUUCUUAGUAAAUCAGGAAUAUGGAGGAUUUUUUUAUUCUUGUUAUUCCUAAACAUACAUUUGAGAAACAGUUCCAAAGGGAAUUUCAUUUUAACCCAUUAUUAGUCAUUAUUAUAUGGUUGGCAAGGAUAGAUGAUGUCAAUGGAAUCAGUGUUGACAAAAUCAGAUUACUACAUCGGUUAAAUGAAACCAUUAUGAGAUGUAUCCAUAUGUUGAUCAUUGAAGAAAGGAUUUAGUAUACUCAUUUGAGUUCAUUCAAAAUAUUAGUUAUUUUCAAAUACGAUAGAUUUAAUUACUAACAAUUGUUCAGAACUAUGACAUUUAGUUGAUAAAUUCUAUGAUUAAAAAGAUAUUUUGUUAUA
Molecule: messenger RNA, 3311 nt
Organism: Actinia tenebrosa (Australian red waratah sea anemone)
Lineage: Eukaryota; Metazoa; Cnidaria; Anthozoa; Actiniaria; Actiniidae
Product: piwi-like protein 1
Molecular function (GO): RNA binding; protein binding
Source: RefSeq, a predicted model, not a curated record